Myotis myotis is the source of this 3634-nucleotide messenger RNA. RefSeq names its product CYLD lysine 63 deubiquitinase (gene CYLD). The record is from RefSeq and is a predicted model, not a curated record. Gene Ontology annotation, cellular component: cytosol. Gene Ontology annotation, molecular function: cysteine-type deubiquitinase activity; K63-linked deubiquitinase activity. NCBI's taxonomy places the organism in Eukaryota, Metazoa, Chordata, Mammalia, Chiroptera, Vespertilionidae. Gene Ontology annotation, biological process: necroptotic process; protein K63-linked deubiquitination; regulation of intrinsic apoptotic signaling pathway. The transcript is spliced from 18 exons. Bases 362 to 3223 code for a protein of 953 amino acids.
GAGGCGGGGCAGGUGGGGGCGGGCCCAGGUAGCAGGUUCGGCUGCGCGGGGGCCGGGCGUCGGAGGUAAAUACUGGGGCGGUGGGCGCUGGGCGUCGGGACCGGUCCGGGACGCGGGCGAACCAGGCCGGGGAAGGGGCUCCGCCCCGCUGUCCGAGUUUCCCCGUUCCCAGGGAGAGGAUGGUCUCUGCCCGGCCCCGGGUUCUUCGGCUGACAGGUGCACCCCGUUGAAUGAAACAAGCAUGGACACCACGCUGCCCACACCAUGCUUGCGGACGGCCACUGAAUUUAUGUUUUGCGGUUUCGCCACAAACAUCGUCGUUCCCCUUUUCUUGAGUUAAUAUUUUGGAGUUAAUGUCACAAUGAGUUCAGGCUUAUGGGGCCAAGAAAAAGUUACGUCUCCCUACUGGGAAGAGCGGAUUUUCUACCUGCUCAUCCAGGAAUACAGCGUGACCGACAAGCAAACCCAGAAGGUCCUCAAAGUCCCCAAGGGGGCGAUCGGGCAGUACGUCCAAGACCGCGCUGUGGGCCACUCGAGGGUCCCGCCGGCCAAAGGCAAGAAGAAUCAGAUGGGCUUGAGAAUCCUGGAGCAGCCGCACGUGGUGCUCUUCGUGGACGAGAAGGAUGUGGUGGAGAUCAAUGAGAAGCACACGGAGCUACUCCUGGCCAUCACCAACUGCGAGGAGAGGCUCGUCCUGCUGGACAGCAAAACCAGGCUGAGCAAGGGCCUCCACGUCGACGUGGGCAGCCGCGUGAAGGUGCAGCUGAGGCCCGGGGAGGAAAAGUUCCCCGGGGUCGUGCGCUUCCGGGGCCCCCUGCUAGCGGAGAGGACCGUAUCCGGAAUAUUCUUCGGAGUAGAGUUACUGGAAGAAGGUCGUGGCCAGGGCUUCACGGACGGGGUCUACCAAGGGAAGCAGCUCUUCCAGUGUGAGGAAGACUGCGGCGUGUUUGUGGCGUUGGACAAGCUAGAAAUCGUAGACGAGGAUGACAACGGAUUGGAAAGUGACUACGCAGGUCCGGGGGAUGCAGCGCCGAUGGAUUUCCCUCCUCUGGAAAUAAACUCCAGGGUUUCUCUGAAAAUCGGAGAAGGCUUAGAGUCUGGCACGGUUAUCUUCUGUGGCACUUUGCCGGGAAAAGAAACCUUAGGCUAUUUCGUUGGUGUGGACAUGGAUAACCCCAUCGGCAACUGGGACGGCAAGUUCGACGGCGUGCCGCUCUGCAGCUUUGCGAGCGUGGAGAGCACGCUCCUCCUGCACAUCAACGACAUCAUCCCAGAUAGCGUGACCCCGGAGAGGAGGCCUCCCAAGCUGGCGUUUGCAUCAAGAGGCGCUGGGGACAAAGGUUCCUCCGGUCACAGCAAACCAAAGGUGACAGGCUCUACCUCAGACCCUGGAAGUAGAAACCGAUCGGAAUUAUUUUAUACCUUAAAUGGGUCUUCUGUGGACUCACAGCUGCCACCCAAGUCAAAAAACACGUGGUACAUCGAUGAAGCUGCCGAGGACUCUGCCACGUCGCUUACCGAGCUGCCUCCAGAGCUGGGACAGGCGUCGCCCCCUCCGCAGCCCCCGGCCAUGAACUCGCUGUCCAGCGAGAGCCGAUUCCACUCCUUACCCUUCAGCCUGACCAAGAUGCCCAAUGCCAACGGCACCAUCGGCCACAGCCCGCUCUCCCUGUCCGUCCAGUCGGUGAUGGGCGAGCUGAACACCACGCCCGUCCCGGACAGCCCGCCCGCGGCCGCGUCCCCCGGGAGCUGCCACGGGCUGGAGGUGGGCUCGCUGGCGGAAGUCAAGGAGAACCCUCCUUUCUACGGGGUGAUCCGCUGGAUCGGGCAGCCGCCGGGCCUCAGCGACGUCCUCGCCGGGCUGGAGCUGGAGGACGAGUGCACGGGCUGCACGGACGGCACCUUCCGGGGCACCCGCUACUUCACCUGCGCCCUGAAGAAGGCCCUCUUCGUCAAGCUGAAGAGCUGCCGGCCCGACUCGAGGUUCGCGUCCCUGCAGCCGGUGUCCAACCAGAUCGAGCGCUGCAACUCUCUAGCCUUUGGAGGCUACUUGAGUGAAGUCGUGGAAGAAAAUACUCCACCGAGAAUGGAAAAGGAAGGUUUGGAGAUCAUGAUGGGGAAGAAGAAAGGCAUCCAGGGCCAUUACAAUUCUUGUUACCUGGACUCGACCUUAUUCUGCUUGUUUGCCUUCAGUUCCGUUCUGGACACCGUGCUGCUUAGGCCCAAAGACAAGGACGACGUGGAGUAUUACAGCGAGACGCAGGAGCUGCUGCGGACGGAGAUCGUCAACCCGCUGCGGAUAUAUGGAUAUGUGUGUGCCACAAAGAUUAUGAAACUGAGGAAAAUACUUGAAAAAGUUGGGGCUGCGUCAGGAUUUACCUCUGAAGAGAAAGAUCCUGAAGAAUUCUUGAAUAUCUUGUUUCAUCAUAUUUUAAGGGUGGAGCCAUUGUUAAAAAUAAGGUCAGCAGGUCAAAAAGUACAAGAUUGUUACUUCUAUCAGAUUUUUAUGGAAAAAAAUGAGAAAGUUGGAGUUCCUACGAUCCAACAGCUGCUGGAGUGGUCUUUCAUCAACAGCAGCCUGAAGUUCGCAGAGGCCCCGUCAUGCCUGAUCAUCCAGAUGCCUCGCUUCGGGAAGGACUUUAAGCUGUUUAAGAAGAUCUUCCCUUCCCUGGAGCUGAACAUCACAGACCUGCUGGAGGACACCCCCCGACAGUGCCGCAUCUGCGGAGGGCUGGCCGUGUACGAGUGCCGCGAGUGCUACGAGGACCCCGACAUCGCGGCCGGGACCAUCAAGCAGUUCUGCAAGGACUGCAACACCCAGGUGCACCUCCACCCCAAGAGGCUGAACCACAAGUUUAACCCGGUGUCCCUGCCCAAAGACCUGCCCGACCGGGAGUGGAGGCACAGCUGCGUCCCCUGCCAGAAGAUGGAGUUGUUCGCCGUGCUCUGCAUCGAGACCAGCCACUACGUGGCCUUCGUCAAGUACGGCCGGGACGACUCCGCCUGGCUCUUCUUCGACAGCAUGGCCGACCGGGACGGUGGUCAGAACGGCUUCAACAUCCCUCAGGUGACCCCGUGCCCCGAGGUCCGGGAGUACCUGAAGAUGUCGCCGGAGGACCUGCACUCCCUGGACACGCGGCGCAUCCAGGGCUGUGCGCGCAGGCUGCUGUGCGACGCGUACAUGUGCAUGUACCAGAGCCCCACCAUGAGCCUGUACAAGUAGCGGCAGGUGCAGAGCCGCCCCGACGGCCUGCCCUGCGCCCGGGGCUCCGCCCGCGUCCCUGGCGGCAGGGGGGUCGCCGUGGGAGGACCCGUCAGAGAAGAGCUGCUCUGUGUUCCUGGAGUCUCUAAGGAGAAGCGUGUGCACUCUGGCGUUUAAGAUCGAAAUGAAGUUAUUAAAGCAGAAGCUUUAAGUCCAGGGCGGUGAUCACGUGAUCUCCUUGGAAGCACAUCGUCCUACUUGUGCCCGGUUCAGACCUCUUCUCGUCCACCGAGAAUGUAAAUAAACGUGUCUUCUUUACGGACCAAGGAUAUGAAAUCGCUCUCCUUUGUAGCUAAGGGUUGCGUGAGGAAGAAAUGUUUGGUGUUGUUAAGAGACGGCUUUCCAUCGGCUAUUAAAGUUGUGUUGAGUUGA